Molecule: messenger RNA, 4799 nt
Organism: Lepisosteus oculatus (spotted gar)
Lineage: Eukaryota; Metazoa; Chordata; Actinopteri; Semionotiformes; Lepisosteidae
Source: RefSeq, a predicted model, not a curated record
CUCUUUAAAUACUGUAGGCAGUGCUGUGGGCCUGUGUAGAGCGCUCCCAGUUCUGUCUUCUCAGUGAUGUGGAUGUGGAUGUGUGCAGGCAGCUGCGGGGUUGUCUAGCAUGCACUUAGGAUCCCGAGAAAGGGACAGAUCUUUUCCCAAGACCGGCUACAUCAGAAGUGUGGAGAUCGCAUCUGACCUGAUUAGUUUGUAGGAUCCCUUGUCGAGAUGGUUUUUUAAAGACUUUACCAACACCACAGCCCCCGUGUUUUUUCCAAGCAGGACAGUGAGUGAGGGUCUUUAUAAAAAUAAUUUUUCGUAUUGCCGGUGUGUCUCUGCAGCACCCAGUCAUCGCUGUAUUAAAGCAGAGCAGAAGGGGAGCGUACAGUACAGCUCACCGGGAUUGAACAGCGCUGUGCGAGCAAGCGGUCUCUGAUGUGAAAUAAGUAGAAUUAACCGCGAUGUGAAAAUGGGAACGGGAGUCGGGGAUCUGAGAAGCGCCCCAUCGUUGUUCUCACAUUAAGAAAGAAAGCACCAAGAUUACAGGAAAGACAGUAAGACGGAGGGGCAUUUUCAAACUGAUGCCUGUAAGCUUUGUCCGCUUCAAGGUUCCUGAGUUAGUACUGCACAGCCUUUCUAACUGAACUGUUCGCUGCCGGAGAAAUGUUUUGACAGCAUUGAGGAGAAAGCGGACCAGCAUUUGGUGACUGGAGUUCUGCUCAGUGCUCCCGUUAGAGAGACGGAGCCCUGUCUUUAAAGAGGUGCAACAGUUCUGCGUUACUGUACACUGCCUCUGGAGUGGAUUUUGAAUGUAAUUGAAACAGCAACUAUGCUGAACUCAUCCCCCCCGGCUGAGGCAUCCUGAAUGGCGUCUUAUUAAAACUAAAGGAUAUCAGUCAGCACUUUGUACAUGGGAAUCAGCAUCCGGGUGCGCUGGCAGAGGAGUGCAGACAAAGCCAUUCUCAUUAGAAGGAGGGAAAAAAUGCUCCGAAGGAGCUGUGUCCCUGCCUUGAUAACAGAGCAGGAGCUGCAUCAACUGAUCAUCUUUCAAACCACCGGCGAGCGCUCAUUUUUCACGACAUGAACCCUCCAUCAGCCCUGUCUCCUGGGCUUUCUGCAGGAACUUAAAUAGGGGGGGUGGUUUUCAGACGGAGCGACACAGGAUACAUUUAACCAUGGGAAACAGAUACUAUGCAAACCGCAGAACGACACAGGAGAAAGUGGUCAUCUUUUGAUGUCAACAGAAUUUUCUUCUUUUUUUUUUCCUAAAGCGGAAUACCAAGUGCACAGAGUUUCCGCCGAGCUCUUUGAGUUUUACCUUCUUUUGUUUGUUUGUUUUGUGGGGACUAUCCUUUUAACUGGGCGACAAGUACCUUUUUCACUAGGCUGACUGCUUUAUGUUUGGUCCCAGCAUCCAGAGUUUGAGGGGCAGAGGGGCAAAGGAUGGCUAGGUUACUGCUGAAGCUCCAGCGCUACUUCCGAAGGAAGCCGGUACGCUUCUUCUCCUUCAUCAUUCUGUACUUGACGGCGGGCAGCCUCGUGUUCCUGCACUCUGGCUUUGCCGGGGAGACUGCCGAGGCCAGUAAGGGGCCAGCGGCUGGAGAGACAGCAAACGGACCUGAUGCACAGAACCUGGGCCUCAUUGGUAGGGUCUUCAAGGAGACCCAGAGACCGCCAAGGCGGUAUAGCCCACCCUGGUUGAAGCCAGCUUCCCUGGAUGCUCCAGAAAGAGGGAGAGGAGGGGACUAUGCCAACAGGUGGAACCGGGCACUCAAAGGAAGGAAUACGAAGGAUCUGGAGGAAAGCAGAGCAAAAUAUAUUGGCUGUUAUACUGAUGAUACACAAAAGAGAGCACUCAGGGGAGCUUCUUUUUUUGACUACAGGAAAAUGACGGUUUUUCGUUGCCAGGACAACUGUGCUGAAAGAGGCUACAUGUACGCUGGGUUGGAGUUUGGGGCCGAGUGUUACUGUGGGCACAAGAUCCAGGCGCCCAACGCCAGCGAAAGUGAUUGUAACAUGGAGUGUAAGGGCGAGAAGACCAACACCUGUGGAGGGGCGAACCGUCUCUCCAUCUACAGGCUGGAGCUGAGCCAGGAGUCAGCCCGGCGGUAUGGGAGUGCAAUCUUUAAGGGGUGUUUCAGGAAACCAGAAAACGUCUCCUUCGCCUUACCAGUCCAUGCAGUCAUACUGAACAUGUCGGUGGAUAAAUGUGUGGAUUUCUGUACCGAAAAGGAGUACUCGCUGGCGGUGCUGGCGGGCCAGAGCUGCCGCUGCGGCUUCCCCACGCCUCUCUUCUCCCUCCACGAGCGCGAGGACGAGGAGCUCUGCCUGCAGCGCUGCGCGGGGGAGGAGUUCGAGGGCUGCGGCACCGCGGACUAUUUCGUGGUGUAUCAGACGCAGGCCCAAGAUAACCGGUGCAUGGACAGACGCUUCCUGCCCACCCGAUCCAAGCAGCUCAUUGCUCUGGCUAGUUUCCCUGGGGCAGGCAACACCUGGGCCAGACACCUGAUAGAGCUGGCCACUGGUUUCUACACUGGGAGCUACUACUUUGAUGGGUCCCUCUACAACAAAGGUUUUAAGGGGGAACGAGAUCACUGGAGGAGUGGAAGGACGAUCUGCAUUAAAACCCAUGAGAGCGGCCAGAAGGAAAUCGAGGCCUUUGACUCCAGCAUCCUGAUGAUACGCAACCCUUACAAAGCGCUGAUGGCGGAGUUCAACCGGAAAUAUGGCGGCCAUAUUGGAUUUGCCUCCCAGGCCCACUGGAAAGGGAAAGAGUGGCCAGAAUUUGUGAAAAAUUACGCCCCAUGGUGGGCUUCCCAUACUUUAGAUUGGUUGAAGUAUGGGAAAAACGUGCACGUGGUCCACUUUGAAGACCUCAAGAAGGCCCUCUUCAACCAGCUGAAGGGGAUGGUGACUUUCCUGGGACUGGAGGUGUCUGAGGACCGGCUGCUAUGUGUGGAAGGACAGAAAGAUGGCAACUUCAAGCGCUCGGGGCUACGCAAGCUGGAGUACGACCCCUACACCCCAGAGAUGAAGAACCUGAUCAACGGUUUCAUCAAGACUGUCGAUGCGGCCCUGAAGGAGAGGCGGCUGCCCAGAGUGCCGGAGGACUACCGCCCGAGAUGAUACAGCACCGUCUUUCGCUCUCCACCCGACUUCUUCACGAAGAAAGCUUAAUAGGUGGACACACUUCAAAAUACUGAUACGCUAAUAAUGAACUGUUGUUACAAGUUUGCAAUACCAGUAACAUGCAGCUAACACCAUGGUCUAUGAAGGGGAAAUGAUGGUUAAGAACAGGAAGCACUUUUUCUCAUGUUAGGUCCUUGAGGCUCACUUAUAGCACAGGACAAGCUGCUGGCAUGCUUUAGGCCUUGCGACCAUAUUCUGCCUAUAUUUCCCUUUCAAACUACUUCUCAGUGCCCUAGCAACUGACGUUGUAAUCUGUCAAGAGCAGACACCCAGCCUGCUCCACGUAACAAUUUAGAAUUAAUAAGCAAUGCAGAGGACGAAUAAAAAAUAAACAACAUUUUGAAUUAUUGAAUACAUUUAAAAAUGAAGAUCAUAAAUACAAUGGCCACUUGGGCUCAAGAUAGAGACGUGCUGUAGGUAGAAAUCAGUGGGACUCAGUUAAGGAUGAAACCACUAUUUCUCUGUACUAGCUAUUCCAUCAUUUUUUAAUAUUGUCAUGUGAUGGUGUUUCUCAAAAUAGUCAUGUUGUUGCCCAGUGUAACAGUGUUACACUAUGACGUAUAAUUCCAGCACACUGACUCCUAUAAUUGAGGAUACAAAAACAUAUAGUAGAAAAAAUAUGAGAAGAGUUGGCUUUUGACAAGUCUAGCACCUGGAUUUAAUGAUCCAAGAAUCCCAAUCAAACAAUUUAUUUUAAUCCCUUACUGUAGCAUUGAUAUAUUGAUAUCGAUUAUAGCAUUGAUUAAAGCCUCCUACUGUAUAUCCCACUGUGCAGCAGUGUCAGUAAAGAACUCCAUACCAAUCAGUUAAGUGAUCUCACAACAUUGCACAAAGGAUGUAACGUCAACAUUUAAUUCCUCCUCAGAGUGUCAGGUUGUGUUAAGAUCAUGCCUUAAGUAUUAGAAAUCUGUAACUACUCUAAUGUUAUUAAAGUAUCAGUAUUUGGAAGUAUGUCCACAUGACAAUUUAUGGCUGAUUUAAUUCCAGCUGAAGUUUUUUUUCCACUCAGUGGGUGGAAAAUAGAAAAAAAAAGUUAUUUGAAUAUAUAUAUAUGUUUCUGUGCUGCUAUUACCCAUACAUAGAACAUAUUUGCUCUUUUCUAAAUAUAUAUUUAAAAUAUUCUGAAUACAAACUAAAGUAUGUACACAGACCAUUUACUGUACGCUUUCCGAUUGCAAAAUUCAACAUACUGUACAUGUCUUAUGAAAUAGAUCAGGCAAUGAUACACUGUUAAAUUGGUCAAAUUCAUGGUAAAAAUGGUACUUUCCCAAAUAUACUUAUUUUCCACAAUAUGUAUGUUUUCAGUAUGGGUAGCUCACUUUCAAUUGGAUCCAUUACCAGUCUGUGACUAAGGUACAGACUGUGAGUAAGAGAAAGGUAUGAAGCAAGACUUUCUGGACGGCUGAGUGGGUGACUAAGUCAUACUGACACAUUUCUGCUCUGCUUCCUUCUCUUUCAAAGAACAGUAAGAUUAGCAAACAUAGUUCGCUAAGAAAAAAUAUUUUUUCCACUAUUGCUUUUACUUCUAUAACAGUGAUUACAUCACAAUACAUCCCACUCUCUCAUCACCAUUUUUAUACCAAUGUAUCCACCUUACCAAUGGUGGUGGAGGGGAGUCCCCA